GCUGAUGUGUCAAAAAUUUCGCGAUUAUGGCCGAUUUGGACGAGUACAGGGAGCGCGUACGACUAAUUAGACAAUAUGCGCUCGACCAUGACAUUUCGGAAGCUCAGACCACAGAAAUAUUUCAAGCUUGUUUCCAACAAUUAGAAGCGAAAUAUUCGAAAAAGCCAAGCAGACUGUUGAAACUAUUGCAGCUGCCUUAUUUACUCUUUGCCAUUUCAUUCGUGCUGAUAACUUUGUACAAUCAAAGAUGGUUAAACGAUAUACUCGUAAAACUUUCCCAGAACUCCAUUUAUCCAGGUUUAUAUAUCUUGCGUAAGGUGGCCGUACCUGUUAUCGGUUUAUAUCCAUCGUUAUCUGAGUUAUAUGACGAGUGGUGCUUGAUAGAGAAUCCAUAUUUUUAUGUCAACGAUAUGGACUGUUGGGCCUGCACUGUGGUUCAUUCCGUACCAGAUUUGACUGGUCACAAUAUCAGUAGGUCUUUCAACAUUGGUAUACCGUACACCAGAGCUGAGAACGAUACGCAAGUCAAGAUGAAUGAUCUAGUUAAUGUAUAUUGGAGUAACCACAAUGUCUUUGAUCAGGACGCCAAAAGAAUCAUCUCUAAUAAUGAAUCUCUGAAAACCAUACGUGACGUCAUGGUUAAUAGAAUGGACAUAUAUUCGACCAAUUCUCUUACAACUCACGUGUCAUGGAGAAUAAACCGUAUGAAGCCCAACAGGAUAUUGCGAAGGUUAUUCCCGAAGCCAACCGAAGCUCCAAUUUGGUGGAGUCAAGGCACAGAGAAAUUUGUCUUUAUCGACGAAUCAAAGUCACCACCUUAUUCACUGCCCAAUCCCGAAUGUAGCAAUACUGUGAUACGAUGCGCAGCCGGUGCAAGGCUGAUAAAAAUGAUGCCGAGUUCAGAGUGCGUGCAACAUUGUAGGUCUUCCACCAUCUUGUUGCCUGCCGGACAUACACUAUGGUACAAUUGGUGGUAUUGGAGGCCCGUAAGUCUGCCUGCGUACAAUGCUACUGCUGAUCUCUUUAUCGGUUAUUUAACUUCGUUCUGUUAGCAUCACCGAUAGGAACCUUCACAAUGUGCCAAAACGAUGUAGCUGCCUAUCGUGUGUACACAUUAACGUACACACAUCUGAGAGUUGCGUUUAAUAAAGUUUCUUAUAUUAUUUUCA
This is a messenger RNA of Dinoponera quadriceps, 1169 nucleotides long. RefSeq lists its product as uncharacterized. The transcript is spliced from 5 exons. Lineage: Eukaryota; Metazoa; Arthropoda; Insecta; Hymenoptera; Formicidae. The record is from RefSeq and is a predicted model, not a curated record. The coding region runs from base 27 to 1052 and encodes 341 amino acids.